AUGAGUCGACCCAGCGGUGGUCGCGAUGAAAAACGGGUCAACCAAAAUGGAGGAGACCCGGGAGGUCAUCACUGUGAACCGAUCAAUACUCACUCUGCAACAGCAGCACAAGCAGCGGAGGGUCCGGAACUUGGUCCUGACUCAAAACUACUGUCCGUCCUGAAGAGGGACUCUCAGGCCAGGAGAGUGGACCUGACAGGGACAGAGUAUUACAGUGAGGAGGGAAAGACGUUUCAACUGCAUCUCGUUGGGAAAAUAAAACAACAGUUAAGCGCCGACCCCACUCUUUGUCCAGAGUAUCCAUCUUCUCUUGGACUGACUGAAUUCACCAGGCGAGCCACUGAGGGUGCUUUGGGGAGGAGCUCCAGGGCUAUAGUGGAGAGCCGGGUGUUGGGUGUCCAGACUCCUGGUUUUACUGCUGCUGUGCGCCUCGGGGCUGAACUCCUGAGACACUGCCUCGAUGUUGGUGCUGCUUGGUGCGGUCCGGUCUACCUCUCCUCCCCUUGCGAUGACUCAUUGGCUGGUAUCUUCCAGGCAGCGGGGAUCCAAGAUAUCCGUCAGUAUUAUUACUGGGAUGAUAAGCUGCGGUGCAUUUGUUUGGAGAAGCUUCUGCAGGAUCUGGAGAGGGCUCCUGAGCAAAGUGUUGUUGUCCUGUCAGCCUCUGCCCAUUAUCCAACCGGAGCAGAUCUCUCUCAGGAUCAGUGGGCUGUGAUUACACAACUAAUCAUGAGGCGCAGGCUCUUCCCUUUCCUCUUGCUGCCUGCUCAGGCGCUCUGCUAUGCAGAUUUAAAGUGGGAUGCCUGGCCUGUACAGCUCUGUGCAUCACAAGGCAUGGAGCUCCUUUGUGCUCAGUCGUUCUCCCACUGCUUUGGCCUAUACGGUGAGGCUGUGGGUCACCUCCUGUGCGUGUUCAAGCAGAGCUCCCUCCUGUUAUCUCUGCAGUCUCAAGCUGUCAAGUUAGUCAGGUCACUGUGGGCCUGGCCAUCUGUGGGAGGAGCAGAUGUUGUCGCCACUGUGCUCAGUAACCCAGCCCAUCUUGCUGAAUGGCAGGGAGAAGUUAAGCACAUGGUUGAGAGAUGUAAGCUGAUCAGAGACAUUUUGAGAGAGAAGCUGAGGCUUCUGGGAACUCCAGGCUGCUGGGACCACCUGACACAACAAGGUGGACUCUACUGUUGUAUAGGUUUGAAUGAUCAGCAGGUGGAAUUUCUGGCAAAGAGGAGACAUGUGUACCUCCUUCCCAGUGGCUGUCUGAAUGUGAGCGCAAUCAACGGCCGUAACCUGAAAUACAUAUCUGAGUCCAUUCAUCUGGCCCUGACCACUUCACCAUGA
This is a messenger RNA of Paralichthys olivaceus (Japanese flounder), 1329 nucleotides long. The record is from RefSeq and is a predicted model, not a curated record. Lineage: Eukaryota; Metazoa; Chordata; Actinopteri; Pleuronectiformes; Paralichthyidae.